GCGGUUCGCGGAAGAAGCUAGAAUUCCUACGAAUACAAAGACUACACAGAAAGAGUGCGCCUGGAAUACAGUUUUGUUCCCGACGCCGUCUACAAAAGCCUUCGGUCAAAGGCCCCGGACAGCUGGAAAAGAAAUGUUUCAAGGAGCUCGGGUGCUUCAAGACGGGACGAGCGUUCUUCCACGAGAUCUACCGCCCUUUCAACUUCUUCCCGGAGGAGCGGGAACACAUCGACACCCGGUUCAUACUCUACUCCCGGGAGAACACCAAGCGAGGCGAGCUUUUAAAAUGGUCCUCGACGCAGGAAGAAGUCGCCAGGUCGGCAACCUUCAAGGCGAACAGGCCGACCAAGGUCCUGGUACACGGCUGGGUGGACACACUCUUCUUCGGAGCUUGGAUGAGGAAAAUGACGAAAGCCUUUCUCAUGGUGGGCGACUGCAACGUCAUUAUCGUCGACUGGCAAGGCGGCAAUGCUCUGCCUUACACCCAAGCCACAGCCAACUCUAGGGUGGUCGGCGCCGAGAUAGCUCUGUUGGUCAAUAAGCUGGAGAAAGCAUUCGGUGCGAAGCGGGACACAUUCCAUAUACUGGGUCACAGCCUCGGCGCUCACGUGGCUGGUUAUGCUGGCGAGAGGCUUCCGGGGCUUGGACGAAUCACAGGUCUCGAUCCAGCCGAUCCCUACUUCCAGCACAUGCCGAAGGAGGUGCGCCUGGACCCGACAGACGCACGGCUGGUAGACGUGCUGCACACCGACGGCGCAUCGGUGUUCGAUAUAUACAAAGCCGAAGGGUUGGGCAUGUACCAGUCGGUCGGACACCUUGACUUCUAUCCCAACGGCGGCAUUAAGAUGCCCGGCUGCUCAACGAGCUCAACAUUUCUGGCCACACUGACUAAGGGGGCCAUUCAUGCCGCCCGCUCCGUGGUGUGCAACCACGAGCGCGCCGUGGAGUUCUUCCUGGACAGCAUCACGGAGCGCGAGUGCACGUCACUGGCCUUCGCGUGCGUCUCGUUCGAGGCGUUCCGCCAGGGCCGCUGCUCGGACUGCGGCAACAAUGGGCACCUGUGCGCCCGCAUGGGACUUCACGCGGACCGCUGGAAGCCCACGGACAACACUUCGGUCCAGAUGUACCUGCACACCAUGGACUCGGCGCCCUUCUGCGCGUUCCCUUUCUUCAUCAACGUCGUGUUGUGGAGGACGACGGAGCAGAUUUUCGCCACCGGAUAUUUCGUUCUCAUCUUGGACGGCACCAGGGGAAGAGCUGUGAUCGAGAUUAAUGAGGAGCCGCUCCGACUGUUCGGUGCCGUGAAGAACGAGUUCGUCGUGAAGACCAGGGCCUACAUUGGCGACCUGCAGUCGGCAUCCUUCCGCUACACAAGCAGUCGUUUCUUCUUCUUUCGCACUAACAUGCUGCUCAGAUAUGUGGAGGUCUUGCCCAUGAACGAACCCGUGAAGACGCACGAAAGGAGGAAGAAGAUGAAGAAGUUUUGCUACUAUAAUAAAACGGGGAUACCCUCUGGCGAAGAAGUUCAGCUUACUACCUGUUAACUUCGGCAAACAGGAAAGAAUAAAGUCGGGACUGCUAAC
Molecule: messenger RNA, 1583 nt
Organism: Rhipicephalus sanguineus (brown dog tick)
Lineage: Eukaryota; Metazoa; Arthropoda; Arachnida; Ixodida; Ixodidae
Product: pancreatic triacylglycerol lipase
Exons: 11
Coding region: 396-1544 (382 amino acids)
Biological process (GO): lipid metabolic process
Molecular function (GO): lipase activity
Source: RefSeq, a predicted model, not a curated record